Colletotrichum gloeosporioides is the source of this 720-nucleotide messenger RNA. RefSeq lists its product as uncharacterized. The record is from RefSeq and is a predicted model, not a curated record. NCBI's taxonomy places the organism in Eukaryota, Fungi, Ascomycota, Sordariomycetes, Glomerellales, Glomerellaceae. The coding region runs from base 1 to 720 and encodes 239 amino acids. The transcript is spliced from 2 exons.
AUGCCAGGCAGCAAAAUUCUCGUUCUCGGAGGCACGGGGCCGGCGGGCAUUUGUCUGCUUCGGGAACUCAUUUUUCGAAACUAUGAGACCGUGGUCUUUGCGAGGAACCCUACGAAGAUCCCUCACGACUUGGUCUCAAACCCACUUAUCCAGAAGUUCAAGGUUGUAAAGGGUGAGAUGAGCGAUUCUGGUGCCUUGUCUUCUGCAAUGGCAGAGAGCACUAUUGUCAUUUCGCUUUUGGGGCCCGACAUCAAGAAUACGAAGAUCGAUCCGUCGCUCUUUGCAGAUAUCUACCGCUCAUCUGUCUUCCCUUCAAUGAGAAAGCAUGGAGUGAAGCGAAUUUUCGCCAUGGGGACAUUGUCCAUCAAACGACCCGAAGACCAUUGGACCAUGUUUCAAACGAUGGUCACUGUUUUCAUGUGGCUUUUUGCAGGCCCGAUCUACAAUAACGUGUUGAAUCUUGCGAAGUUGUUUGAGACCGAGGCCGAGGGUUUGGACUGGACGCUCUUUCGGAUCGCUCAAAUUCCCGGCGAGUCGGCUGCCGAGAGCUGGGACAAAGAUAGACAGGAGAAACUCUUCACCGGUUGGAUCGGAGAGUCCGGAUGGACAUCUUCGAUGAAAAGAGGGGCCUUGGCAAAGUGGCUUGUUGAUGCUGCGGAAGGCAAGGCGGACGAAUGGAAAGGGAAGAUGCCAGCGCUUAGCUCUUCCGUUGCCAAGUAA